Molecule: messenger RNA, 1524 nt
Organism: Fragaria vesca subsp. vesca
Lineage: Eukaryota; Viridiplantae; Streptophyta; Magnoliopsida; Rosales; Rosaceae
Product: flavonoid 3'-monooxygenase-like
Exons: 2
Coding region: 1-1524 (507 amino acids)
Molecular function (GO): iron ion binding; monooxygenase activity; oxidoreductase activity, acting on paired donors, with incorporation or reduction of molecular oxygen
Source: RefSeq, a predicted model, not a curated record
AUGGAAUCCGAUUCCGACGUCGGAACCAUCGGGCCUUCGAGCGUGGUCGUCACGCUCUCCCUCGUUGCCCUUUGGUUCGCGUGGCUCUACUACAAGAGGUCAGACUCCAACGCGCGGCUGCCGCCAGGUCCACGCGGGCUCCCAUUGGUCGGGAACCUUCUGUCUUUGGACCCGGAGCUCCACUCCUACUUCGCGGGCCUGGCCCACACCUACGGCCCAAUCUACAAGCUCCGCCUCGGCACCAAGCUCGCUGUCGUCAUCACCUCCCCCUCCCUCGCCCGCCAGGUCCUCAAGGACCAUGACGUCAUCUUCGCCAACCACGACGUCCCCGCCGCCGGCCUGGCCGCCACGUACGGCGGUUCCGACAUCGCCUGGACCCCGUACGGCCCUGAGUGGCGGAUGCUGCGGAAGGUCUGCGUGCUCCAGAUGCUCAGCAAGACCACGCUCGACUCCGUCCACGAUCUCCGCCGCAAGCAGGUCCUGCGAACGGUCGGGUUCUUCUACGGUCGGGUCGGGUCGCCGGUGAACGUGGGGGAGCGGACGUUUCUGAACACGCUGAACGUGGUUACCAACAUGCUGUGGGGCGGAACUGUGAGGGAGGAGGCCGCCGGGCUCGGGAGGGAGUUCCGGGAAGUGAUAUCAAAGAUAACGGAGCUGCUGGCGAAGCCGAAUGUCUCGGACUUUUAUCCGGGUUUGGCCCGGUUUGACUUGCAAGGCGUGGUGAAGCAGAUGGAGGUAAUUGUGAAGAGGUUUGACGCGAUAUUUGAAAAGGUGAUAGAUCAACGGCUAAAGAUGGAGAAGGAGGAGGGGAGUAAAGAUUUUGUGAGUUUUUUACUGCGCCUAAAAGACAAGGGAGAUUCCAAGACCGUGCUUACUAUGACCCACAUCAAAGCAUUGUUUAUGGAUAUGAUUACGGGUGGCACGGACACAUCCUCCAAUACAAUUGAAUUUGCAAUGUCGGAAGUUUUGAACAAACCAGAAGUGUUGGAGAAAAUCCAUCAAGAAUUAGAAGCUGUAGUAGGCAAAGACAGCAUUGUAGAAGAGUCUCACAUUCACAAGCUACCGUACUUAUAUGCAGUGAUGAAAGAAACACUGCGCUUGCACCCAGUCCUGCCUCUAUUAAUCCCACAUUGCUCAAGUGAGACAUGCACUGUGGGAGGUUAUACCAUUCCAAAGGGGUCUAGGGUUUUUGUUAAUGUUUGGGCUAUACAUAGAGACCCUUCUAGUUGGGAGAACCCAUUGGAGUUUGAUCCAACUAGAUUCUUGGAGAGUAAAUGGGAUUACAGUGGGAGUGACUUCAAGUAUUUUCCUUUCGGGUCUGGGAGAAGAAUAUGUGCAGGGAUAGCAAUGGCUGAGAGGAUGGUGAUGCAUUCACUUGCUACACUACUGCAUUCUUUUGAUUGGAAACUGCCACAGGGAGAGAAGUUGGAUAUUUCGGAGAAGUUUGGUAUGGUAUUGAAGAAGAAGAUACCUUUGGUUGCCAUCCCAACUCCAAGGUUAUCAGAUCCAGCACUUUAUGAGUAG